Colletotrichum karsti is the source of this 834-nucleotide messenger RNA. RefSeq lists its product as uncharacterized. Gene Ontology annotation, cellular component: mitochondrion. The transcript has a single exon. The coding region runs from base 1 to 834 and encodes 277 amino acids. Gene Ontology annotation, biological process: fatty acid beta-oxidation. NCBI's taxonomy places the organism in Eukaryota, Fungi, Ascomycota, Sordariomycetes, Glomerellales, Glomerellaceae. Gene Ontology annotation, molecular function: enoyl-CoA hydratase activity. The record is from RefSeq and is a predicted model, not a curated record.
AUGAAUGGGGACUUCCAGACAAAGACCCAACCACCGCCGGAUCUGAGCUUUCUGCGACUCUCUUACCCGAUAGACCAUGUUCUCCUAGCUCGAAUGGAUCGCCCAUCGGCCUUAAACGCACUUUCUUCCUCAGCGCUUCGAGAGCUGGACUCCGUUCUAGACUGGUACGAUUCCGAACCAGCUUUGCGCGUCUUAGUCGUCACAGGGACGGGCCGCGCCUUCACAGCAGGAGCAGAUCUCAAAGAGUGGCGACGCACCCUUGAAGGAGACAGCGGUCAGCAGUUCGGGGCUCGGGAGGGCACUGUUCCGUUCACGCGCCGUAAAGGGAAGAAGCCUAUCAUUGCAGCAGUCAAUGGGCUUGCUUUCGGCGGCGGAUGUGAGUUCGCCGUGAAUUGCGACCUCGUUGUGGCAGCAGACACGGCGGUCUUUGGCCUUCCUGAAGUCAAACGAGGACUUGCCCCAACCGGAGGCGUGCUCACCCGCAUAGUCCACACUGCUGGGAUGCAGGUGGCAUCCGAGAUCGUUUUGACGGGGCGGAAGCUGACUGCCCAGGAGAUGCAUGCUUGGGGGAUAGUGAAUCAGGUCGUUGCGGAGGACAAGGUUGUUGACGAAGCAUUGCGGUAUGCGUCGAUGAUUUCGGAAAACAGCCCGGACGCAAUAAUCGCUGCGAGAGCCGGCUUACGUCAAGCUUGGGAGACGGCAGAUGUUGAGAAGGCUACAGAAGAGUGGUUCAAGCAGCACUUCAGUUUGCUCGAAAGGGGUGAGAAUAUACGGGAGGGCUUGGCGGCUUUUGAGCAGAAACGAGCUCCUGCCUGGAAAGAAUCCAAGCUGUAG